Molecule: messenger RNA, 4387 nt
Organism: Lagenorhynchus albirostris (white-beaked dolphin)
Lineage: Eukaryota; Metazoa; Chordata; Mammalia; Artiodactyla; Delphinidae
Gene: NPEPPS
Product: aminopeptidase puromycin sensitive
Exons: 24
Coding region: 126-3026 (966 amino acids)
Biological process (GO): proteolysis; peptide catabolic process
Cellular component (GO): cytoplasm
Molecular function (GO): metalloaminopeptidase activity; zinc ion binding; peptide binding
Source: RefSeq, a predicted model, not a curated record
AGCCGGCCCGCCAGCCCGCGCGUCCGUACUGCCUGCCUCCCGGCCCCUGGCGAUCGGGCUGGGUCUCUCCCCCGCCCCCAGGCUCCCCCGGUCGCUCUCCUCAGGCGGUCGCCGGCGCUCGGUGGAUGUGGCUGGCAGCCGCCGCCCCCUCCCUCGCUCGCCGCCUGCUCUUCCUCGGCCCUCCGCCUCCUCCCCUCCUCCUUCUCCUCCUCAGCCGCUCCUCUCGCUGCCGCCGCCGCCUCCACAGCCUGGGCCUCACCGCGAUGCCGGAGAAGAGGCCCUUCGAGCGGCUGCCUGCCGACGUCUGCCCCAUCAAUUACAGCCUUUGCCUCAAGCCCGAUUUGCUGGACUUCACCUUCGAGGGCAAGCUGGAGGCCUCCGCCCAGGUGAGGCAGGCAACCAAUCAGAUUGUGAUGAAUUGUGCUGAUAUUGACAUUAUUACAGCUUCAUAUGUACCAGAAGGAGAUGAAGUUCCCCGGCCAGGGAUUGAACCCAGGCUCUUGUCAGUGAAAGCCCGGAGUCCUAACCACUGGACCGCCAGGGAAUCCCCUACAGAUUGUGUCUUUAGAUGCUUUGACAACCGUAAACAAUUCAGUGACAAUUUUGAAAUACAUGCUACAGGAUUUAACUAUCAGAAUGAAGAUGAAAAAGUCACCUUGUCUUUUCCUAGUACUCUCCAACCAGGUACAGGAACUUUAAAGAUAGAUUUUGUUGGAGAGCUGAAUGAUAAAAUGAAAGGUUUCUAUAGAAGUAAAUAUACUACCCCUUCUGGAGAGGUGCGCUAUGCUGCUGUCACACAGUUUGAGGCUACUGAUGCCCGGAGAGCUUUUCCUUGCUGGGAUGAGCCUGCCAUCAAAGCAACUUUUGAUAUCUCAUUGGUUGUUCCUAAAGACAGAGUAGCUUUAUCAAACAUGAAUGUAAUUGAUCGGAAACCAUAUCCUGAUGAUGAAAAUGUAGUGGAAGUGAAGUUUGCUCGCACACCUGUCAUGUCUACAUAUCUGGUGGCAUUUGUUGUGGGUGAAUAUGACUUUGUAGAAACAAGGUCAAAAGAUGGUGUGUGUGUCCGUGUUUACACCCCUGUUGGCAAAGCAGAGCAAGGAAAAUUUGCGUUAGAGGUUGCUGCUAAAACUCUGCCUUUUUAUAAGGACUACUUCAAUGUUCCUUAUCCUCUACCUAAAAUUGAUCUCAUUGCUAUUGCAGACUUUGCAGCUGGUGCCAUGGAGAACUGGGGCCUUGUUACUUAUAGGGAGACUGCAUUGCUUAUUGAUCCAAAAAACUCCUGUUCUUCAUCACGCCAGUGGGUUGCCCUGGUUGUGGGACAUGAACUCGCCCAUCAAUGGUUUGGAAAUCUUGUUACUAUGGAAUGGUGGACUCAUCUUUGGUUAAAUGAAGGCUUUGCAUCAUGGAUUGAAUAUCUGUGUGUAGACCACUGCUUCCCAGAGUAUGAUAUCUGGACUCAGUUUGUUUCUGCUGAUUACACACGUGCCCAGGAGCUUGAUGCCUUAGAUAACAGCCAUCCUAUUGAAGUCAGUGUGGGCCAUCCUUCUGAAGUUGAUGAGAUAUUUGACGCUAUAUCAUAUAGCAAAGGUGCAUCUGUCAUCCGAAUGCUACAUGACUACAUUGGGGAUAAGGACUUUAAGAAAGGAAUGAACAUGUAUUUAACCAAGUUUCAACAAAAGAAUGCUGCCACAGAGGAUCUCUGGGAAAGUUUAGAAAAUGCCAGUGGUAAACCUAUAGCCGCUGUGAUGAAUACCUGGACCAAACAAAUGGGAUUCCCCCUCAUUUAUGUGGAAGCGGAACAGAUAGAAGAUGACAGACUACUGAGGUUGUCCCAAAGGAAGUUCUGUGCCAGUGGACCAUAUGUUGGAGAAGACUGUCCCCAGUGGAUGGUUCCUAUCACAAUCUCUACUAGUGAAGAUUCCAGCCAUGCCAAAAUGAAGAUUCUCAUGGACAAGCCAGAGAUGAAUGUAGUUUUAAAAGAUGUCAAACCAGACCAGUGGGUGAAGUUAAACCUGGGAACAGUUGGGUUUUAUCGGACCCAAUACAGCUCAGCCAUGCUGGAAAGUUUAUUACCAGGCAUUCGUGACCUUUCUCUGCCCCCUGUGGAUCGACUUGGAUUACAGAAUGACCUCUUCUCCUUGGCUCGAGCUGGAAUCAUUAGCACUGUAGAGGUUCUAAAAGUCAUGGAGGCUUUUGUGAAUGAGCCCAAUUAUACUGUAUGGAGCGACCUGAGCUGUAACCUGGGGAUUCUCUCAACUCUCUUGUCCCACACAGACUUCUAUGAGGAAAUCCAGGAGUUUGUGAAAGAUGUCUUUUCACCUAUAGGGGAGAGACUGGGCUGGGACCCCAAGCCUGGAGAAGGUCAUCUCGAUGCACUCCUGAGGGGCUUGGUUCUGGGAAAACUAGGGAAGGCAGGACAUAAGGCAACGUUAGAAGAAGCCCGUCGUCGGUUUAAGGACCAUGUGGAAGGGAAACAGAUUCUCUCCGCUGAUUUGAGGAGUCCGGUCUAUCUGACUGUUUUGAAGCAUGGUGAUGGCACUACCUUAGACAUUAUGCUGAAGCUUCACAAACAAGCAGAUAUGCAGGAAGAGAAAAACCGGAUUGAAAGAGUCCUUGGGGCUACUCUUUCACCUGAAUUGAUUCAAAAAGUCCUCACGUUUGCACUUUCAGAAGAGGUACGUCCACAGGACACUGUAUCAGUAAUUGGUGGAGUGGCUGGAGGCAGUAAGCAUGGAAGGAAGGCUGCUUGGAAAUUCAUAAAAGACAACUGGGAAGAACUUUAUAAUCGAUACCAGGGAGGAUUCUUAAUAUCUAGACUAAUAAAGCUAUCAGUUGAGGGAUUUGCAGUUGAUAAAAUGGCUGGAGAAGUUAAGGCUUUCUUCGAGAGUCACCCAGCUCCUUCAGCUGAGCGUACCAUCCAGCAGUGUUGUGAAAAUAUCCUGCUGAAUGCUGCUUGGCUAAAGCGUGAUGCUGAGAGCAUCCACCAGUACCUCCUUCAGCGAAAGGCCUCACCACCCACAGCAUGAACCCGGAGCAUGCCGCCACUGCGGUUCUGCUGCUUCAUGCAGGGAUAAGGUGGAGCGACCGAACAGCUGAUUCAUAUGCCAAGAAUUUGGAGUCUUCUUUCAAGCCAGUGGGGGUUGGACAUUGAAUGUAGUUAACUGGUUCCUGCUCACACUCCAGAAUUAAAUUCUAUUGAAAAAGGAAAAUCAGCAAUUCAGCAAAAAAAAUAAAAAAUAAAAAAAAUGUAAAUAUGAUAGUAAUAAAAUAGAGCAUAACGAAACUGUGAAACUUCCUGAAGCCUUGUCAGUGGUUAAAAGUAUUUAACACUCUCCUGUUAAUGACAGAUGUUCUGUUUUUAUAACCUACCAAAAGGAAACUAGAGGCUUCUGGGUAAAGAGGAUUUUUGUGAAAUGGGUUCUACGAGCAGCCUACAAACCAAGGGUAGUGUCCAUUGCUGGGGAUGUUAAACAUGAAAGGCUGAUAGCUGGUAUACAUAGAGUCUGUGCAUAAUUUCAAGUGGGUUUUUUUUUUUUUUUUUUUUUGGCAUGGGGACUGAUCAGGAAGAUAUAUUUUCCUGCAUAACUCAAUCUGAACCAAGGAUUGUAGUUUUCCUCCUUGCUUUCCCUUCUGUGUGACCCCUUGGCAAAAAAAAAAAAAAAAAAAAAGUUUAAAAAAAAAACCUAUCCUGGUCUGGGUUUUUUCCUCCCCUAGUUCCAUCCCCAACCCACCACCCCGGUGUCCUUCUUAGAGAUAAAGAAAUAAUAAGGAAACAUCUUUUAUAGCCACAUUAAAUAAGAGAAACUGAUAUACAUUAUUUUUUUCUUUCUUUUUUAAGAUGACUUUUAAGAACCCUGAAAUGCAUAUAGGUGAGACAAUAGAAAUGAAAGGUUUUCAUCCAGGCCUUUCUGAAGGAGUUACUCUGCUGAAAAUGGUCUUAGUUGUCUGACAGGCCAACUGUUGAAUCUCUUUAUGACAGUAUCAACACUGGCUUCUUCUGGUUCAUUUUGGGCAUGUAAGAAGUCAUUGGUAACUGCUGCAGGGCCUAUAUAUUAGUGGUAACUGGUUUUAAAAACAACAAAGACUAUAAGCCUGUGUGUGCCACUCUGCUUCCACAGUGUAUCCUACUAACAAGCCUCACCAACCUAAUCCAGUACAUUUUAAGUCUAAAUCUCAUUCCUUUCCUCUUUCCCUACCUUUUUUCUUUUCUUUUUCUUAAAAAAAAAUAUUUUUGUGUGUUAUUAACAGGAAUUCAUAUUUGGUGUGGCUUAACUGUAUUUCAGAAGGUCAUCAGAUUGUGAGACUGCUUCCUUGAAACAUUUUUGUGCUGUUGUUUUAAAAAAAUAAUUAAAAAACAGUUGGCGUUAAUAAAAAUGUCAAUGUGAAA